Oreochromis aureus is the source of this 8557-nucleotide messenger RNA. Its product is annotated as zinc finger protein 37-like. The transcript has 4 exons. NCBI's taxonomy places the organism in Eukaryota, Metazoa, Chordata, Actinopteri, Cichliformes, Cichlidae. Bases 398 to 1864 code for a protein of 488 amino acids. The record is from RefSeq and is a predicted model, not a curated record.
GAGAGAAGUGACGUAUCAGGAAGUGAAACGUGAACAGAAGUAGAUGGCGGGAGAGCGGAAAUGCGUUAAAACAGGCGAAAAACGACAAGCAGAGCGAAAGUAAACCUGUAAUGUGGAGGAAACGGACAGUGAGCGCAGUGUAACCGUGACAACGAGACACGAGGACGGAUUUAAAGUGAUCAUAAAAUCGUCUCCAGACGGUCGUCGUUCGGUGAUGAUAAUGGAUCUGUUUGCCAAAUGCCAUUAAGCUGUGAGAGAGAGGUGCUGUGGGUAUGCGGCCAUGGCUGCUGUUUGAUGAAGUGGACUGAACUUAAAGGAGAGACACAAAUUAAAGUACUGAUCCCGUCACAUUAGUGUGGAUUUGGUACCAAUACCAUUGUCGGUAUCGCUUCUAUCGAUGCUUGUAUGGAUCUGUCCAGCCUCAGCUGAAGCAGCAAUGAGUUCAGUUCAGUAUCUGAGAGAGUUCAUCAAGGAGAGACUAACUGCUGUUUGUGAAGAAAUCUUCUCAGAGGUUCAAAAAACCAUCGUCCAGUAUGAGGAGGAGAUCAACCGUCAGCACAGACUGCUGGAUAUCAGCCGGAAACCCGACAGAAACUCACACAUCACAGACCUCCCACAACAACAUGACUGUGAGGAAGAGGAGGGUCUGGAUGAGCAGCAGGUCUGUAACCAGGAGAGGAACUCCAGUCUGGACCAGGAGGACCCAGAGCCUCCACAGAUUAAAGAGGAACAGGAGGAACUCUGCAGCAGUCAGGAGGGAGAGCAGCUUGGACUGAAGCAGACUGAAGGCAUUAUCGUCUGGACUGAUGAAGAGCAGCUCAGACUGAUGGAGACCAUCUGGAAACCUGAGAUAAACUUGCACAGAAAAGACCUCCGACACCAACACAUUUGUGAGAAGGAGCUUCUCACAGACCAGCAGAUCUGUAACCAGGAGAAGAACUCCAGUCUGGACCAGGAGGACCCAGCGCCUUCAUAUAUUAAAGAAGAACAAGAGGUACUCCGCAGCAGUCAGGAGGGAGAGCAGCUUGAACUGAAGCAAGAGACUGAUAUCUUCAUGGUGACUCGAUCUUAUGAGGAAAGUGACCACAGUGAACCAGAGUCAAACAAAGAGCAGCUCCUUUUUCACAGCUCUCCUGAAGCAGAGAGCCAAGAUCAUGAAGAAAGCCAGCAUGUGGACUCAGGAUCAAGUAAAAAUGCAGAGCUGAAGAAGAGGAAACGCAGUCAGAGCUUAGACAACACCACUGUGUCAGAGAGUCAAAGUAAAUCUGACAAAGUGAAAAAGUAUGUACAAUGUGAAAUCUGUGGGAAAACCUUACAUACAUCUAAUCUGACUGCACAUUUAAGAGUUCAUACCGGUGAGAAACCACAUUGUUGCACCACUUGUGGCAAAGGAUUCAUUCAGAAAUCAAAUUUGAAGCGUCAUUUGAGAACACACACAGGUGAGAAGCCAUUUCCUUGUAGCACCUGUGGGAAAAGUUUCGGUCUGAAACCAGAGUUGCAACGCCAUCUAAGAAUUCACACAGGUGAAAAGCCACAUUGUUGUAACACUUGUGGGAAAAGAUUUACUGACCUGUCAGGGAUCAUAGCUCACAGGAGAGUCCACACAGGUGAGAAGCGGUAUUCUUGUAAUACUUGUGGGAAAAGAUUCAUUCAGAAAUCGGGAAUGAAAACUCAUGUAAGAAGUCACACAGGUGAGAAGCCGUAUUCGUGUAGCACGUGUGGGAGAAAAUUUAGUCAUAAAUCAACACUGCAAACUCACGUAAAACUUCACACGGGAGAGAAACCACAUUCUUGUAGCAUCUGUGGCAAAAGCUUUGUUCAAAAGCCACACUUAAGUAGGCACAUGAAAAUUCAUACUACUUAAAGUUUCGUGCUUAGAUUAGAUAGCUGUGAGUAGUAGUAGUAGUCUGUUGGUCAUAAAGCUCACACUGACCAGAAGUUUAAUGACUGCAACACUUGAGUGAAAAAGUCAGUAUUUUUUGUGUAGAGCAGAGCAGUAAAAAGAAAUGUUUUUUAUUUAUUUAUACAAGGAUGAUACAUAUUAACAUUUCUGCAUUUUAAAGCCUAUCACAGCUGACGUAGGCUGAUAUGGGUAUGCCCUGGACAGGUCAGCUCCUUAGCUAAAAAAUAGACGGGCAAUUAUUCACACCUGUGGGCAAUUUGGCAAGUAACUAAUGCACCAGUUAAUAUAAAAAAAUAUAAAAUCAAACCCUUAAAAAACAGCAAUAACAACAAUAUUCAUAAUAAAACAAUCAGGUGUUACAAUAAGAUGCCUCUACAAAAAUCAGUUCCUGUCCACCACAAGACAGAGGGGCACAUCACAGUCCUGAUACUUCCGGGGUGUGUCACUCCUCUUGCUGUCCACCUCGAGAUGGUGUAUAAAUAAGCGUCUGCCUUUAGUGCCUUUUUGGACAGCAGCUUUGUCUGUGACGAUGGGAACACGAAUCUGCUCAGCUCUUCUGCUGUGAGGAAUGCCUGUCUCCAUGCUGACACACCAGCUCUGCAACAAAAUCUUUGUGUGCCAUGGGCAGCACCUGCAUGGCACUUAUCGCCUCACGGUGCAAAAUGAAUGCUUUUCUUGUCUCAAUCUCCAGGAAGUGUAACAGCACGGUCCCGUACCAGCAGCAGUCUUGCUGUGGGUGGAAUAAUACUGAAUGAACUGGUCUAGUAUGUCAGCCCCUCUCACAGCCCAGUGUCCAUCUGCAUCCUCCACCUUUCUUUUCACCGUCUCCCCUGAACAUACAGGUGGAUGGUGGUGCACACAGGCACCUCCCACGUGCCCAUCCACUUCACAAUAACAAGUGGGUCAUCUCUGAUCCAUCUCACAGAUCCCCUUUCACAUUUUUUGCUGAGAGUAUUUUCCCUCCCUGCUGGGCAUUCCCUGUGUAGAUACUACAUGCACCAAAUCUUAUGCUGGUCAGAUCCAGGAACAUUUGGGACUGGUAUAAAACAACUGUCCAUGUAAACAUGGCAUCCUGUGCUAAGCAACAGCUGAAAAAGGUUCAUCACCACAUCAUAAGGCAGCCCAUGAUCACUUGCUUUUGAAGUCUUAACAGUGUAUGUGAUGAAUCUAAAGGUUGAGCCACUGUUGAUUCAGCCAAUGUAAAACUUUUCAUCCCUCAUUUAGUUGGUUUGUCCGUCAUGUAUUGUGUCAGGCCAGGCUUUGCUUUAGGUGCCACCAUCCUUUCAUCCACUGACAGUUCCCUCCUCGGGUGUUAAUAAGCUGGCUGGCACAGAGGAUUUCAUCAUUUUUUACAUCCUACUCAGGAUCAGUGAGGUUGAUGUUCCAAAAUAUGGCUCUGAACCUGUCUCUUGUCAUUAUGUCAUUGAUGGAAGGGGCACAGACAAGGCAUAAUUGUGUCUCCAGUAGUCUUAGUCUUGGCAGCAAUAUGUAAAUCCAGAGACCAAAAAGCUGAUAGAAAUCUUCUGUUUCUACAUCAGUCCAUUGGUAUUCUUUGCCUAAAUCCGGAUUUGUUUUUUGUUUUUUUGCAGCAUUUUGGUUUGUGUCAGUACAACUUGUGCUGAGUGUGUCAGUGGUAAAAAACAAUAAAAACAGGUCUUUUAGACUACAGCAUUCUCUCAAUUGUCACAGGAGUUGCGUUCUGGGACCCGCGCAAUAGGGGAAAAGUAGGAAAUUGUGCCUUUGUAGCAAAUAUAAGUAGAAUUAUAAUUAAAAAAAAAAAAAGAAUACCAUAUCACAGGUUUCGGCGGCCUAAAGAUGCUUUUUAAUUUUUUUUAGAAUGUAAUUAUUAUAUAUUCAAGACUUUAUUAAUUAUUUAUAAUAUGGAAUAAUUAUUAUUGUUGAUUAAUUAUUAUGUUUUAAUUAAUUUAUCAGGUUUCUGCGCCCUAGGAUGAAAUUCCUGCGAUAAAUCUGCGAUGUGGCGAGUCUGCGAAAGUUGAACGGCGAUGUGGCGUGGGAAUACUGUACUCCAUUCAUAUUAAUUGUAUGGGGGGGGGGGACUCUGUCGGGACUCCUGGUGUUCUUUGUGGCUGGAACUGCCAGGGCUCACUGUGGAUACAGAGGCCCUCGUUCCCUCAAAAAAUUAGAAGAUUUGAGUAAGAGUACAAACUCAUUCUGAUUUAAAAGCCAAGGAAUAGAAGUGGGUUUUUAGACGAGCUUUGAAAGUGUCCAGUGUUGGGGAGGUCCUGAUGUGGUGAAUUUUUCAACCAAUACUUUGUUUUGCUGUGCUUAGAAAACCCUUCCUAUCAACACAAUUUUAAAACUGUUAGUUUUUAGUCUUCACUUUCAACUCAAAUUGAGACAGACUCAGUGAGACUGCAUCUUACUACUUCAUAAUUUUAAUUCGGUGAGCUCAUUUGGAGGCACUGGUGUGUCUGUCGACUAAAGACAUAACUUUACCUUUGCAUUUAAAAUUUAGUGACUAAUAUUUUUAUUUUUCAGUAUUCCAAAUCUGUGGUUCUUUAACUCUAGCAGAGGACAGACCCAAUGUGUCUACAUUUUGGUAACUUACAAUUAAUAACUCUCCUUGUGUUUACACCUUUACUGCCGAAUUUCCAAAUCAUCUAACUGAUUUAAGGCCAAGGCAAUUUACACAUCUAAAAUACAGUUUUAAUAAGGAAAAAUGUAUUAUAUUAAAAAAAAGCAUAUUAUAUUAUAACAUAUAAUAUGCUUCCUAAAUUUUACGGUAAUGCCACUGUACUGGCUGAUUUGGUUACCACAGUAUGAAAGAUGUGGGGGGAAAAAAAUCACAGCAUUAAAUUUAACUGGGCAGCCUUUACAGGCAGAUGAGAAUUGUACAAGUCAAACAGUUCAAUCUUUGUACAAUCUCUCGUUUUGGGCAUUUUUCUAAAAUGGGCUUCAAAUUAUAAUUGAUGAGUCAGUAUUACUUCCCAGUAUGUUAAUUAAUUCAAAUCAAAUCAAAUCAAAUCAAAAUUUAUUUAUAUAGCACAUUUCAAAGACCGAAGUACACCAAAGUGCUUUCCAUAAGAUCAAAGUACAAAUAAAAUCAAUAUAUAAUAAAAUUAUAAAUAUGAAAAUAAAAUGGUUACAUAAUCCAAUGCAAUCCGGAUGCAAAAUUGCCCUAAUUGACCUUAAAUACAAUAUCGAACAUAUAUGUUUUUAAACGUGAUUUAAAAGACUGAAUAGAGUCCGAUGCGCGUAUAUGAAAGGGAAGUGUAUUCCAUAACCUAGGUGCUGCAACGGCGAAGGCACGAUCACCUCUGGUUUUCAGGCGAGACCUGGGUUGCACUAAGAGCAGUUGGUCAGAUGAUCUUAGUGCUCUUAUGGGGCUAUAUGGGCAGAGAAGAUCGGCUAGGUAAUCAGGUGCCAUAUUAUUUAGAAUUUUGUAAGUAAGCAAUAAAACUUUAAAAUCAAUUCUAAAUUUAAUGGGAAGCCAGUGUAAGUUUGCCAAAACAGGGGUAAUAGAAUCGUACUUUUUUGAGCCAGUCAAAAGGCGAGCUGCGGCAUUUUGAACUAGCUGCAGUCGUUAAAGAAGGGAGAGUUGUAGACCCAUAUACAAGGAGUUACAGUAGUCUAGCCUUGUAGUAAUGAAGGCAUGAAUAAGUUUCUCCAAAUCCUUGUAGGGAAUAUAAGAUUUAGCCUUGGAAAUUAGGCGUAGUUGAUGAAAGCUAGAUUUAACCACACUGGAUACCUGUUUAUCUAGUUUAAAUGAGCUAUCAAUAAUGACUCCGAGGUUCCUAACAGCGUCAGUAAGAUGACUAGCAGCAGGACCAAAUAUGUCAUUCAGCCGUCCUGGGGAUGUAUCUCUGUCAAAGACAAUAAUUUCUGUCUUCUUCUCGUUUAAUGUAAGAAAAUUUUGUGAUAGCCAUUCCUUAACAUCCCUUAAACAAUCAAGCAGAAGAUGUAAUGAGGAGGACGCAAGUCCUGUCAGAUGAAGAUAAAUUUGAAUAUCGUCAGCAUAACAAUGGAAAGAGACAUUAUGUUUAGCAAAUAUGGAACUCAAAGGCAACAAGUACAAGGAAAACAACACAGGACCCAACACCGAGCCCUGGGGGACACCACAACGAAGGAGAGCAGGUGUGGAAGAAUAUUUUCCUAUCAUGACUGAGAAUGACCUAUUAGAGAAAUAGGAUUUAAACCAUGUGAGGACAGUUCCUUUAAGGCCAACUACUUGUUCAAGCCUUGUCAAGAGAAUAUCAUGGUCAACAGCGUCAAAUGCUGAUGUCAAGUCCAGUAAGACUAAGAUUGCGGGACACCCCGUGUCAGUAAUUAGGAGCAGGUCAUUGAAAACCCUUAAUAAAGCAGUUUCAGUACUAUGGCGCUGUCUGAAUCCAGACUGAAAGUUUUCAUAUAGACCAUUUCUCUCUAGAUAAGUCUGAAGUUGUUGAAGCACUAUUUUCUCUAGGAUUUUUGACAAAAAAGGAAGUUUAGAAAUCGGUCUGUAGUUCGCUAGCGUAUUAUGAUCAAGGCUAGCUUUCUUUAUAACUGGUUGCACGACUGCAUGUUUAAAGGCAGUCGGAACACAGCCAGAUGACAAUGAUAAGUUCAUUAAAAUUAGGAUACAGGGCCCGAUAGUAUCGAACGCCUCCUUAAUUAUGCGCGAAGGGAUGGUGUCAAGCAAAGAGUUUGAAUUUUUCUGGGUAUUAAUUAAUUCUUUUAACGUCGUGAGUGAAGCCAGUUCAAACCGAUGGAAGGCAGCUGAACAUACUGAGAUUGGGGCAUGAUUUACAAUCAGGGGGUGUGAGGCCCUUAACAGUGAAAUUUUAUCUACAAAAUAGUUCAAGAAUUUCUCACAAAGGGCCGGGGAGGCAUCCAUCAAGACGUCAGGGCAGGGAUUAACCACUGAGUUAAAAAUUUUAAAUAGAACUCGGGGGUUAUGGCUGUUAGUUGCAAUAAUGUUUGACAAGAAAGACGUUUUAGCCAUUUUAGCGGCCUUCUGAUAUUUGGACCGGGUCAUGUACAGGAUGUCUAAAGACACCUGGAGUUGAUCUUUCUUCCAUUUCCUCUCAGCUCGGCGACAAUCACGUCUGAGGGCAAUGGUAGAUUCAUCUAACCAGGGUUGACGAGAGAUUUUACGGCGUUUGGUCUUUACUGGGGCUACAGUGUCCAAAAUGGAGGAGCAUGUAGAGGUAAUAAAGUUAACUAAACCAUCAACCGAGAGGGAAGCAUUACUAAAGUCAUCAUAGCAAACAGUGUUGGUAAAGGCCUCGGAGAAGAGGGCAACAGACUCCGAAUUAAUCAGGCGUGUUAGGCACUGUGGGCCCACAAAGUUCAGUUCCAAGUUACAUGACUGGACAUUAAACAUAACUGGGAAGUGGUCCGAGAUCCCAGCAUCUUUAAUGUCAGUGAUGGCAAUAUCCAGGCCGUACGACAGAACCAAAUCCAGCAUAUGCCCUUUAGUGUGAGUUGGUUGUCUAACCCACUGAGUAAUAUUAAAUGAGUCAAUGAGGGAUAAAAAAUCCUUGGUGAGGUGGUCAGCCUCACAACAUAAAUGAAUAUUAAAAUCACCACAAAUAAGAACACGAUCAUUAAGCAUUAGGAUAGAUCCUAAAAGGUCAGCGAAUUCGCUGAUAAAGUCCUUGGUACGUUUUGGAGGGCGGUACACUACCACGCAGAGAAUCCGAGAGGGACCAAGCAGCUCCAGAAGUUGUACCUCGAAGUUGGAAUAUGAAGCAGAGGGCAAUUGUCGUACUCUGAAUUUAGUUCUAAAAACCGAGGCUACUCCUCCACCCCGGCCCACAGUCCUAGGAGUGUUGAAGAAUGCGCAAUCUAGGGGAAGAAGUUCCGAAAAGGGAGAGGACUCACCAGGGCGGAUCCAGGUCUCCGUUAAGAACAAAACAUCCAGCCUAGACGCUAGAAAAAAGUCAUUUACAAUAAAGGACUUGUUCGCCAGUGACCUAGUAUUCAGUAGUGCCAUCCGAAGGACGUCGAUUGUGUUGCUCCUAGAUGCACGUCCCAGCUGGCGGAGGUUGGUGUAAUCCACUCCUCUUCCAGUAUCCCACUUCAAACUCCAACCAAGUGGAAACUCUGCUGGUUGUACCAUUGGGGCUUGCUGACCGGCAUAGUGAAUCCACAUGUAUUUGUUUCUGAUCAAUAAUUAUGGAAAAACUAUCACAUAAUUUUCUUGUGAUUGAGAAACACGUUGACAGUUUUUAAUUUUUUUAAAUGUUCAAAAACAGGAAAUUAUUUUGGAGUCACUGUGAGACAUGAAUCGUGUGCCUGUUCAGUAAAUCUUCAACCUUUUGAGUUUUUGCUGUUGCGUACGUGACUACAUCAUCAGGAUACAUUUGAUACUCUGCUUCUUUGUGGGUGUCUGGGUUAUAUAUAGGUAAACAAGUAGUGGUCUCAAAAUUGAACCUUGUGGGAUUCACAUUUUGAAGUUUUUAAAGGAUAAUAGCAAACACUCAACUUGAACACUGCUGUUAAGAAUGCAGAUAUGGCUUAAACCAGCUAUAUCCUCUCAGUAUUCUUUAUUCAGUUUAUAUUAUUUAUGUUAUUAUUGUAUCAGGAAAAUCCUGAUCCUAGAUUUCGUGAAGGUUAAAGUUCAGUUUUGCUCUGAUGGUUCAUUGUUUAGAUCUGUUGUUUAUUAAUGUUUGUGUUGUCUUAAAGUUUAAAUAAAGUCUUGUUUCAAACAUC